Diorhabda carinulata is the source of this 554-nucleotide messenger RNA. RefSeq names its product U6 snRNA-associated Sm-like protein LSm7 (gene LSm7). Gene Ontology annotation, cellular component: Lsm1-7-Pat1 complex; U6 snRNP; U12-type spliceosomal complex. Gene Ontology annotation, biological process: mRNA splicing, via spliceosome; nuclear-transcribed mRNA catabolic process. The transcript has 2 exons. The record is from RefSeq and is a predicted model, not a curated record. Lineage: Eukaryota; Metazoa; Arthropoda; Insecta; Coleoptera; Chrysomelidae. Gene Ontology annotation, molecular function: RNA binding. Bases 85 to 438 code for a protein of 117 amino acids.
CUAAAUUGUUAUUAGCAGCGUUCGUUUUUGUGAGGUUAAGUUUUUAAAAAUUAAAAUUCUACAAUUCGCAAUUCUAUAAAAAAUAUGGCAUCUUCGGGAGAAAAAAGAGAAAAGCAAUCGACAUUGCCAUCUUCAGAUCAAAAAGAAAAGAAACGAAAGGAAUCUAUUUUAGAUCUUUCCAAAUAUUUAGAAAAAACUAUUAGAGUUAAAUUCGCAGGAGGAAGAGAAGCUAGUGGUAUUCUAAAAGGAUACGAUCCACUUUUGAACCUCGUACUAGAUAAUACUUCCGAAUAUCUUAGAGAUCCUGAUGAUCCUUACAAACUUAUAGAAGAUACCAGACAAUUAGGACUUGUUGUUUGCAGGGGAACCAGCGUAGUUCUUAUUUGCCCCAUGGAUGGAAUGGAAUCAAUACAGAACCCAUUCAUUAGUCAAGAUUAAUUUUUUUAAAAACUCAAGGAUAAUUCGGUAUAACAAGAAUUUAUGUUUAGUUUUUAUUUGGUAUGUAUAAGAAUAUUCCGAAUAACGAGGCGUUUAAUAAAUUACUUUUUUAAAAA